CGCCUCCUCCCACCCCACCCGUCUGCCUGCCUGGCCGGGAAGCUAAAAUAAUAAAAUGCUGAUCUCACACACUCCUCCGGCUGCCUGCCUCACUGCCGUAGCCCUGCCUGCUCUGUUCACACACCGCUGGGGUCUAAAAAAAAAAGGCAGAGGCCAACAGAAGCAGCAAAGGGAUCUUCAGUAUCCUACACCUUGCACCAACCAUGACGACCUCGUAUCGGCAAGAACUGGAGAAAUAUCGAGAUAUUGAUGAAGAUAAGAUCCUGAGGGAGCUGUCCGCAGAGGAACUGGCACAACUUGAUCUGGAGCUGCAGGAAAUGGAUCCAGAAAAUAUAAUGCUUCCGGCUGGGCUCCGGCAGAGAGAUCAGACUAAGAAGAGCCCUACGGGGCCACUGGAUCGAGACGCCCUGAUGCAGCACCUGGAGAAGCAGGCGCUGGAGGUGAAGGAGAGGGAGGACCUGGUGCCCUUCACUGGGGAGAAGAAAGGAAAACCCUUCAUCCCGAAGAACCCCAAGAGGGAAAUCCCCAAGGAAGAGCAGAUCACGCUGGAGCCUGAACUGGAAGAGGCCUUGGCCAAUGCCACCGACGCCGAAAUGUGCGACAUUGCAGCCAUCCUGGGCAUGUACACCCUCAUGAGCAACAAGCAGUAUUACGACGCCAUCUGCAGUGGCAACAUCUCCAACACAGAAGGCAUCAACAGUGUGGUGAAACCAGAUACGUACAAGCCUGUCCCGGACGAGCCUCCAAACCCCACCAAUGUGGAAGAGACCUUAGCAAAAAUCAAAAGUAAUGACAAGGAUCUGGAGGAGGUGAACCUUAACAACAUUAAGGACAUUCCCAUUCAAACCCUGAAAGACAUUUGUGAAGCCAUGAAAACCAACACUCAUGUGAAGAAGCUCAGUUUGGUGGCAACCCGAAGUAAUGACCCCGUGGCCAGUGCGGUGGCUGAGAUGCUGAAGGAAAACAAGACCCUCCAAAGCCUCAAUAUUGAAUCCAACUUCAUCACUAGUGCUGGGAUGAUGGAAGUGAUCAAAGCCAUGAAGCAGAACACCACCCUGUCUGAACUUAAGGUGGACAACCAGGCCGCAAGCAGAAAAAAACAUAAUGAUGCACCUGAUGACAGAACCCAGCGUGCCCUUAGCUUCCGACGUGCCUACAAUUUGUACCGGGAGCUCUGUUUGGCUACUAAAAUCAGAGCUAGAAUCACCCAGAAAAUCAGAUCCUUUUAACCAUAUACUGUAUAUGUGUUUCCGAACAAAUUUUGGCCUUGCACUUCUCCUCUCCGAAUGAUAUAUCCGACUCUCUUUCUUGCAAUCUCAGGUUCUUCCUUCCUCCACAUCCAAGCAUCUGGUCUUUUAAUUACCUCUGUAAAUAAGAAGAGAUCUCGGAGGGAAACUGCCCGCAGCCCCAACGUGCCCUUGUUCUUUGCUAUGGACCAAAGGCAGUUGCAACCCCCGCUGUUUUUCCUAGAGGCACUACAAAUAAUUAAAUUAUUAGGCGCUUGUUUACUUGGAA
This is a messenger RNA of Pogona vitticeps (central bearded dragon), 1515 nucleotides long. NCBI's taxonomy places the organism in Eukaryota, Metazoa, Chordata, Lepidosauria, Squamata, Agamidae. The record is from RefSeq and is a predicted model, not a curated record.